Hemibagrus wyckioides is the source of this 1065-nucleotide messenger RNA. It is a transcript of the gene grxcr1a, whose product is annotated as glutaredoxin and cysteine rich domain containing 1 a. Gene Ontology annotation, biological process: sensory perception of sound. The transcript is spliced from 4 exons. NCBI's taxonomy places the organism in Eukaryota, Metazoa, Chordata, Actinopteri, Siluriformes, Bagridae. The record is from RefSeq and is a predicted model, not a curated record. The coding region runs from base 114 to 1007 and encodes 297 amino acids.
UUCACCUCUGCUGGGAAAUAUGGAGAAAUAAAUGAUAACCUCGCUAUCCUGCUUCAAAAACCGGUGGAUUAAAGCAACAUUGUGUGGAAGAUGUAAGCUGUUUUGGAAACACGAUGGAGGGGACUUUGUUAUCAGUGGAGGGCGAAAAGCCCCAGAAGCGAGUGAGGUUCAGGGUGGCUUCAGGGAGCAGCGGCCGGGUUCUGAAGGAGAUGUUUAAAGAUGACGGGCCGUCAGACUCUCUGGACUCGGACUGCACCAGUAGCUCGGAAGUGGAGCGGGCCAGCACACCAUCCACCAGCGGAGAGCCCAAUGGUCACAUUGCGGUGUACCUGGGCUCCGAGUUGGACGACAGCGAGAGCGAGCCAGAUGACUUGCUUCUGUAUGCUGGAGCCAAGGACAAGGACAGAGUGUUCAGCACCAAACGGGUCAACAUCCUGAGCAAGAAUGGGACAGUGCGGGGAGUCAAGCAUAAAGUCAGCGCUGGGCAAAUAGUGUUCGACAACCUGACCAAAAUCACUGAGCCUGAGCUGACUCUGGAGUUUGGCCGGAUCGUGAUCUACACCACCAGCUUCCGUGUGGUCAGAACGACGUUUGAACGUUGUGAGCUGGUGCGCAAGAUUUUCCAGAACCACAGGGUGAAGUUCAUGGAGAAGAACAUCGCUCUGGACAGUGAGUAUGGCAAGGAGCUGGAGGCGCGCUGCAGACGGGUGGGAGAGCCUCCUUCCCUCCCUGUGGUCUUCAUCGAUGGACACUACUUGGGGGGUGCAGAGAAAAUACUGAGUAUGAAUGAAUCAGGGGAACUGCAAGACCUCCUGACUAAAAUUGAGAGGGUACAGCACCCCCACACAUGCCAGACGUGUGGCGGCUUUGCCUUCAUGCCCUGCUCUAUGUGCCAUGGCAGCAAGAUGUCUGUGUUCAGGAACUGCUUCACGGACUCCUUCAAAGCCCUCAAGUGCACUGCAUGCAACGAGAACGGCCUUCAGCCAUGUCCCAGCUGCUCCCACUAAGUGCCUGCACACCUCCCUGACUAUCCACUCUCCUUCUUCUCACCCACCAUUUGCCAUG